Molecule: messenger RNA, 1514 nt
Organism: Halichondria panicea
Lineage: Eukaryota; Metazoa; Porifera; Demospongiae; Suberitida; Halichondriidae
Product: molybdate-anion transporter-like
Exons: 2
Coding region: 32-1363 (443 amino acids)
Biological process (GO): molybdate ion transport
Cellular component (GO): membrane
Molecular function (GO): molybdate ion transmembrane transporter activity
Source: RefSeq, a predicted model, not a curated record
CUUGUACAGAUUGGUGCUGUGAUGAUCAACCAUGUUGGUGGUGGCAUAUGUAUCCCUUUGUGUGCUCUCAUCGAUGUGUCUGGCUGCCUAUCUCAAGUUAAGGAUUACGAAAGAAGGAUCGUCUAACAACCCAACAUUCCGAUCUUUUCAGCACAAGUUCAUCCCUGUCUAUCUUCUUGUUGUGUGGGGGGACUGGCUGCAAGGUCCGUACCUGUAUGCACUGUAUCGCUACCAUGGAUUUGUUGGGACACAAGUCGCAGUGAUCUAUGCCUGUGGUAUUGUUUCAAGUGCUAUUUUCAUGGCUGCCAAGGACAUCAUAUCCGAUAAGCUAGGUCGCAGAGCAACUGUUGUUCUAUUCUGUGUGGUUUACUCACUCUCUUGUUUGCUGAUACUCAUCCCCAAUUAUGGUGUGCUAUUAAUUGGGAGGUGUGUAGCUGGACUGAGCAACUCGAUCCUUUUCUCAACCAUGGAAACCUGGUAUGUACACGAGCAUAUAAACAAGUAUGACUUUCCAAAGGAAUGGGUGCCAAUCACUUUUAGCCAUGUUGCUUUCGGAAGCAGUAUUGUUGCUGUGGCUGCUGGUGUUGUGGCAGAUGCAUUUGCACGAUGGCUCUCUUUGGGACCACUUGCACCAUUCAUUUUGGCUAUACCAGCACUUCUGAGCUCAAUUCCAGCCUUGUUGUUUGUGUGGACUGAGAAUUAUGGAGAGGAAAGAAAGUUCUCCUUCAAUAAGGAGCGAAAAUCAUGUCUGGAAGGAUUGAAAACGAUUGUUCAGAACGUUGAUUUGUUUUUAGUAGGAGCUAUUCAGAGCCUGUUUGAAAGUGUUGUGUUCGUGUUUGUGUUUAUAUGGACUCCUUCGCUGGAUGUUUUUCACGACGUUCCUCUAGGAAUUAUAUUUGCAUCGUUCAUGGUUUGUAAUAUGCUUGGAAGCAUCACAUGUGACUACUUAAUCUCUAAAGUGGGUUACUCAAUGACUAGAGUGCUUGUUGUACUGAAUGCAUCUGCUUCAAUCAUUUUUAUCAUAGCUGCUCAGUUUGCAAGGGACACUAAUAGUCUAUUUUAUCGCAUCAAAAUGCUCCUUUGCUUGCAAUCUUUUGAGCUGAUAUGUGGAUUUUAUUUUCCCAUCAUGCGGGUUCUAAGAGAGAAGUUUCUACCAGCUGAACACAAGCUCAGUGUGACUAACUGGUUCAGAGUGCCACUAACCAUUUUCUCAUCUAUUGCACUGCUAAACUUUCAUGAUACGUCGCAUGGUAUUCCACAACUUUUUGUGUUUUGUGCAGUGAUGAUGAGUUUGGCUUUCAUGGCCUCAUUGCGUUUUGCUAGAGGUAGUACAAACAAUAACACUGCCGGUAUAGUCAGUUAGUUACUUUUUAUUUGGGUACGAAUAUGUCCUUGUAAUCGAUAUACAUGUCACUAUACACUGCAUGAUGAGUCUGUAUAGAGAUUACUUAUUGUCUUGCAUAUAAUUUAUGUAGAAGAUGUUAUAGUUAUAAGAUUUGCAUCACAUCCAUUCA